Molecule: messenger RNA, 1827 nt
Organism: Sphaerodactylus townsendi
Lineage: Eukaryota; Metazoa; Chordata; Lepidosauria; Squamata; Sphaerodactylidae
Gene: LG04H11orf87
Product: linkage group 04 C11orf87 homolog
Exons: 2
Coding region: 310-771 (153 amino acids)
Source: RefSeq, a predicted model, not a curated record
AGCUCCCCGAAGCGGCGGCGGCGGCGGCAGCUCCGGCUCUGCCCGCUUCAGUCCGCGGUUUCCGCAGCCUGUGCAAGCGCAGCAGUUGGGGGCUCUCUCGGCUACCCCAUCACGACCACCGGCAGCCCAGGCUGGAUCUUCAUUUCCUCUUGCAGGGAGGGAGGGCACGAAGGAUUGCAUGAAGGUGAGGCAUCCCCCCCAACACCACUCCAGCGAGUGCGAAAUUGCCACCGGCCCCGGUUCAAGCGCUCUGCAGCGAAAGAAACGCAAUCCUCCCCCUUUUUUAAAGAAAAAUAGAAAACCUCCUCAAUGAGCGCCAGGCUUUCCAAGGAGUUGAGGCUUCCCCUGCCGCCUUGCCUCUUGAAUAGGACAUCUGGCUCUUCAAAUGCCAGCGGCACCUGCAUCACCCAAGUGGGGCAGCUCUUCCAGUCUUUCUCUUCCACGUUGGUCCUGAUUGUCCUGGUGGCCCUCAUCGUCUGCCUCAUUCUGCUCUCUCUCAUUACUUUCCACAUCCAUAAGAGGAAGAUGAAGAAGCGGAAAAUGCAAAAAGCUCAGGAGGAAUAUGAACGGGACCACUGCAGCGCCACCAGCGCACAGUCAGGGGAUCCAUGUGAAAUACCCCAAGGAAGAGAAGCUGCUGGCCUGGGAAGAACCGGCCGGGAUUCUAGUAGCCAGUGUACCUCUGCCCUGGAACAUCAGAACCCCUACCCUGAAAGAUCCUGCUUGGACACAGAUACUCCGGGGCUCUUGCAAACAGUGGUAUUGUCUUGAUUUCCUUGAUUUUAUUAUUUUUUGUGUGUGUGCGGAGACCUCACCAAAAGACACUCUUUGGUGUUUGUACAUACUUGAGUGAUUAUUAUAACCUCGAAGAAGAUGACGAAGAAAAGUAUUAUUACUAUUAUUAUUAUUAUUACUACUCCUAUGAUUAACAAUGAAAGGACAAGCCAGCCAGAAUUCAAGCGCAUGAGAAAUUUUAUUGCAUUUCUUCUUGACUUUUGCAAAGGGAAGGAUGUGUCUCUUCGUUUAUGUAUUUUUUUUCCUUUUAAGAGAAGAUGAGGGGAAAAAAGGAAAGCUGCACAGUUGCCACCAAAUAUAAAGUCAUCUGCACUAAAAGAAACGGUGCAGGCAAUUCAGAUGUGAUGUACAUAUAUAAAAGAUCUUGAAUAUGUAUAAAAAAAGCAUUUCUGUUUUCCUACUCUUCUGUGCUGGGGGUUAUAUGUAAUUGUAAUGGUAUUUUAAGGGGCCAUUUCUUAAAAAGAGCAAUGCCAAGAGUGAAAGGGGGAAGGAAAAGCUGAGUGUGGGCAGGAGGCGGGGUCGUGGUGAUGAUAACAGAAAGGAAGAGACUGAUUCCGAACACGCAUUUGAAGUUCAGCAGCACUGGUUGGGGGCUGGGUUUUUGCCCCAUUUGCUGCAACUGAAGAGCAAGAUGACUUUUCUUAUAAGGCUUCUCGGGUUAGAAACCAUGCCCACUUCUUCUUUUUCUUCCCUAACACCAUCAUUCUCUCCCUUUUAAGAGACUGUUUUGUUUUGUUUCCUUUUUGAAACAUUUGCCCCAUAGAAGUAACAUAAGUCAAAAAUGAUCUACUGCCCAAUUCUGCUCCCCGCCUUUUUAUUUUCUCUCCUCCUCUCUCUGCAGUAUUACCUACCCUGUGCCCUGCAAAGCUGCGAACACUGAACAGCUAUGCUUCUGUAUCUAUGGGAGGGGGUUGGGUUGGCGCUCCUGAGGAAUGUUUUGGGUUGUAUCUCUCUCUCUCUCUCUCUCUCUGUUUCUCAAGGCAUUUUCAAGUGUAACAAGCCUUUUUCUUACAUUAAAUCUAGAAUAAGGUA